Molecule: messenger RNA, 8418 nt
Organism: Spirodela intermedia
Lineage: Eukaryota; Viridiplantae; Streptophyta; Magnoliopsida; Alismatales; Araceae
Source: the annotation of a GenBank genome assembly
AUGGGCUCGAGUCUGGUCACCUCCCUCUCGGGCACGCGGAGGGAGAUAUCGUCCCAUCGGACAGCAUUGGAGAAGGGGAGCCGGAUGCCGUCGGCGAUGACGACGGGAACGCAUCCGACAGCCACAGACUCCACUAGCCGUGGGCUCCACGGGGCCCAUCCCCGGGGGCAAAGGCAGAAGACCGACCGCGCCAUCUCCGACCGGAACCCGUCGUGCCGCUUCCUCUUCAGGAAGAACCGCCGGUCGCCGCCGUAGCGCCGCCAGAUCUCCGUCCUCACCCCGCUGGAGGAAGAGAGAAGCAACGGAAGAAGGUGGUCAACAAGAGAUAGAAGCAACGGCCCGCCAUGAGUUGACUUGACCCUCUUCCUUACUUGCCGUAGAUCCGGCCGCUGAUGUUCUUGGGGUGGACCUCCAUCUUCCCGCGGAAGUACACCCAGAUGUCGCGCACCGGCGGCGUCGCUACCGACGGCGGCGCUGGUCUCUGCAGCAGCUCCGGGGGCACGUACGGGGGGAUCAGUACGUGCUCCACGUCCUGGCACGCGUGAGGCCGGUCAACCCCGAAGGUCUGGAGGAUGAUGGACCGCCGUAGGAACUCCGGUAUCCCCUCCGCCACCGCCACAUCCUCCUGGAGUUGAAUGAAUGAAUGAAUAGGCGAGAAUUUUGGGAAGGGAAAGGCUCCUACUUGGGGGUUGGACUAACCAUGGCGUGGAAGCAGGCCCCGUAGUCGUGGGAGGCGACGAAGACGUGAUCGGCACCGCCGCGGAGCCCCCAGAAGGGGUGGCGGGAGGAGAUGAAGUCCACGGCGGAGGAGAGGAGGCUCCGGGCGUGGCCCAGCGCGGGGAAGCCGUUGGCGGUGCUGAAAUUGCAGGAGACGUAAACGGGGACGAAGAAGAAGUUGGCGGCAUGAGGAUCGAGCGUUCGCACGGGGCUGCCGAGUAGGGUCUCGUGCAGGGCGACCUCGGCGGCGAAGAGGUGGGUGGCGCAGCGAGGAUUGGCCAGCCAGUCUCUGUUGUAGCUGGAGGGGAGGUCGUAGAUGUAGAUGCGGAGGGACAGAGAGUCCGGCAAGGCGGCGCCGCCGGGGAGCUCAGAGUCGCCGGCGGCGAUUAGGGCUCGGGAGGCGAGGGAGGUGUGCUUGCGGAGGAAGCUGUGCUGGUGAGGGCGGCGGAAGUGCGGCGCCGUGGAAAAGGUGGAGAGGAAGAAUAUGCAGAGGGAAAGUGAGAGCCAAACGACCCAUUGGAGAUACCUCUUCGGAAGGAUGUGGGCUCUGUCUUGGUGAGUUUUCCUAUGAAUGAACUUCAUGGGGAUGGCGGUGGUGGCCUCGCGGUGGUGGUAGUGGUGGUGGAAGAGAGCCGAGCCAUGCCGCUUCGCGUCCGGUGGCAUGCGAGAUUAUAAGACACGGCGCCGUUCUAGCCGCUACGAUUGGUGGCGGGGAGCUCUCCGUCGCCGGUCAUUGAGUCGAGACCAAGGGACCUUCCCGGAGACGGAUGCGGAGGAGAACGAAGGUUUGGAGUGGGAGAAACUCCGAGCUAGGGAAGUGGGUUCUCCAUCCCGUCGGUUCUGGUGCCAGCCCAAUCGUCGGCGCUGGUGUGUUUAUUAUUUUUAUCUUCGAAAACCUCGAUGCUCAGAGCAAACACAUGGGCUGCUUUUAAUGCCCUCCCUAACCCUCAUCGGCUUCUCCAAGCUGUUAGUUACUUUCGGGGACGGCGGCGCCGCCGGGCUCGGCUUCAGAGCUUGCCCUCUUGGUCAAGCAGUUGAAGACAUAACGCGGCCGCCGAUAAAGCGGACAAGAGGCUUUGGUGGUCAGCUUUCCCCUUCCCCACGCGGUUUAUCCGCAAGAUGGCAGCGGCGACCCUUUCCCCGGCGUGGCGCCGCCGUGAGACGACGGCUGUGGGUGGAGCUGCGGGCGGGAGAAGCGGUGGUGGUCCUCGUGGGCGACCGACCGGCGAGAAGAUUCUUAUCAUGCGGGUCUGAUUUGAGGUCUCGAUCACGAGAUCCGUACGCAAAAGUGCCCUUUUUUCACGUUAUGAUCUCUCCACAUAUUAUAUAACAUAAUAUGUAGAGAAAAGACCGACCCGCUGGAUCGCUCCACUGGGCCAAGCUCCGCUGGUCUCAUCUCAUUGGGCCUCCUAGUGAUUUCAUACAUGGGCCGUCUGUUUUCUUUCUCGACGGGCGUUAAGAUUAGCUCUUUAGGGGAGCCAUCUCGGCCCAUAAUAUCGGGGCAUUUUAAUGUCGUUUGUUUUUCGGUCAUCCUUUAAUGGGCCUUUAUAAAAGUCUCGUACAUGGGCUGUCUGUUUUUUCUUCGACGAAGGUGAUGAUUGUGGGGCCCAAAUAGGCCCAACUACAUUGGUCGAAGUCGAUGUCUUUUCUUAUCGGGUCGCCUUGUAAGCUUUUACGUUGAUCGUCUGUUCUGUUCCGUCUGAGAGCGGGGCCCACUCUCCAAUGAUUACCUAAUUAAUCACGUGGCCUUGCCAGCGUUGAAUUCCGCAAAAAAUUCUUCAAAAAACCAUGACCGAUUCGGAAUCAGUUCCAAGCAGGUUCGCAGUCCUCAAAGUAGGUGGUGGAGAUCCGCAAGAAUUCACUUUCAAUUCCUGAAUGGUCAGUCUCAGGGGCUUGUCCGUAUGUCACCAUAGUGAUGUUAUCGGUCUUCUGGGCGAGAUAUUUCUUGGUGGGCCCUGGCCUGGGCUUUCGAUGUGGGGCCCUCAGAACUCAGACACCGACGCCGCUUUUGAUCUUCAUGUGGACAUCCGACGGCUGAGAGGUCAUCCCGAGGAUGGCACACUCAUUUCACGGUCCAGAGAGUAGAAUCAGGUUUCACGUUGGGCCCACGGGAGAUUGGUCGGGGAGCAGCCAGGUCAGCAAUGGCCCACGGGGAGGAAUCUGGUUAGUGUCUGCUAACAUACACGCUGUUCUGUUCUCUUCGCAAACCACGAUCGGCAGCUAGAAAAAUAUCUGCAAUCCCAUUCUUCAGUAAGAGGUCGACAUGGUAUAAAAAAGGGGGAAGAUCCUGAGAAGGCGCUUGUCAAUCUCUCUCUCUCUCUCUCUCUCUCUCUCUCUCUCUCUCUCUCUCUCGCUCGUUAUUUUCUAAUUGAGUUCGAGGGAGGGGGGAGAGAGGUUUGCCAGCCCGACCGUGGGACUAGCGAAGAUGAAUUGCCUUCAAAGUCUUCCCAGGUAAGUUGGAUCCCCUGGUGCGUGUGUUAUUCUUUUUCUUUUCCGCUUGAAUCAGGACUCUAAUCGAGAAUUUUCAAUGACGGCCUCAGGUCGUGUGGCCUGCGUGUAUGCAGACUCAGAGUCCAUUCUCAAAAGCCUCCAAACUUUAAUCUGGUGCCGGAGGUUAGAAUUUAUCUAUCGCGUUACACAUGGUGACCAUUGCCCGACUGUUUACCAGGCUUGUUGUCUUCCGAUUCCGUGCAGGUGGCAGUGAGAGCCAAUCUCCGCCGUAACGUCACCAUGAGUGUAAGCUCUCUCGAUUUCCAUCUUUAUUAAGGCGUAUAUUGAUAUCAUUUUUAGAAGAGAAGUUUAACACCUGGAUUGCCUUGAGUAUUUUUAAAAAUGAGGGUCGCUGAAUUAGUUAUAACAGGUUCUCCUACAAGUGCUUCAUGUCUCAGACAUUCCCACGUACUGAAGAAAAAAUUGUGGUGGAAGAUUAUCUUGAAUUAGGUUCACUUGGAACUUUUUAGAUGUUUGCAAAGCGAGGGCGCGCCUCUUUCUCACAUACUUACUGUAGACUGGCAUUACUAGCUUAAACGAGUCACUGAUAGAGAAAUUCCUGGAUUGUGAUAAGUUGACAUAGGCGAUGCUGAGUUCCAUGGCCAAAUGUUUUCAAAUUUUCUCUACUUGUCUAAUUCUUAUCUUUCUAUUUUAUCAGUUUUUUUAGAAAUCACAGAAAGAGAUGAUAUAGAUGUCAUUAUAAUAGUCAUGGAUGAAUAAUGAAUUCGUUAAGGUAGCUGGGGAAGAGAAAAGAUCUUUAUGUUAUAGUUUUCCAUCAUGGUCGAGCUUUUUGUUCACAUUUUUUUGUCUUGAAUAUGCACCGGAUAAUUUCUAGUUUAAAUUUUCUUUUUCAAAACUUCUAUGAUUUUGAUGACUAGUAAACUUACACCAUAUAAUAUGUGGUAGAUCCAACAAAAAAAUUGUUGACUAGAUCAGACAAUAGUUAAAGUGGUAUUGCUAAAUGGAAUGUAUAAGAAAAUAAUAAGAUAAUGGAUACUCAAUUAGCGAAUAGGUAAGAGUAAACAUAAUCUGGAAUAUGGUUCGUGAAAUCCUUUUAUGUUAUUUUUAAUAUAUAUAGAUAAGAUCGACACGAAAUACUCAGAUAUUUCCGUCAAUUUUCUGACGAUCCUAAAAAAUUAAAAAAGGACAUAGGGAGCUUCUCAUAGAAGCAAUGAAUAUUGAGAUUUUUUUUUGCCUUAACUUUGUUAAUGGGGAUUUGGUGAAUAUUGCUGGCUGGAGUCCAUUCCUCGAAGAAAGCUUUCUUUUUAUGUUUUUCUAAAAUCAAAAGCUGCUAGUAAAUGCAAAUUAUUUCGUUACUACCUUCUUUGUGGGCCUGGUGAGUCUGACGCUCUGUAAUGAACUCCAUUUUAAACUAGUGGGAUUUCAAAAACGUGAUCCAGAUAAUGUUUUACAGGCAUCCUCCGGCUUCGCUUCAAGCGCAGAGAAAAGUAGUUCUGAAGAAGAGGCUGACAAGUCCGAGAUAUACAGUCACGACAUGACGGAAGCGAUGGGUGCUGGUGAGUAUACUGUGUUUUUCUUUCCCUCUGGAGUCUAAUAUUUCUGUAUUGUUUAAUCUGCCAUGAAGUCAGACUGUAGACAUCGGAUACUUCUGGAACUCAGUUUCCCUGACCUUUGCUAUCAAAAUGGACAGUACUGACGUAUAGGCACGAGUUAGGAAUGAACUACAAUUUUAUUCGUCCAGAUUUGAUUGUUGGAUCUUGCCUUCAGGUAGUUACUUUAACCUUUUUUUUCUAUUACGUGUGUUCUGCAUUCUAAAAUUUCUGACCGCAGACACCUGAAGAUGUUGACAAGCUCCGCAAAGUUGGGGUUAAGACCAUUUUUUGCUUGCAGCAAAAUCCGGACCUCGAGUAUCCUUUGUUUGGUAGUUUCUACAAGUUAGCAAAUUAAAUCAUUGUUUUAUUGCUUGCUAUAAAAAUUUACAACUGUGAUACUUGGAACAAAUCCUAGAGACAAAAGGAAGGGCUUGACGUUAUUUUAUCGAGAAGAUCAUCAAAUGUCACUGUAGUCCUAUUAAUAUCUGUAGAUACUUUGGGGUCGAUAUUAUUGCCAUACAAGAGUAUGCAAAGCAGUGUGAAGAUAUCGAACAUUAUCGUGCUGAAAUAAGGUAAGUAGAAUGCCGGACUUAAAAAUUACUGGUGGGAAACACUUUGGUGCUUAUUAUGCUAGAUGAGGUGCGCUUUUGUUGAAGCAGUUUCGAUUUUUAUACCCCUGGAGUGUUCUCGUUGAUAUUUAUUGGCAUUGGAGCUAAAAUUGUAGCAUAAGUAUCCAUUUCUUGAAAAUAACGGAUUGCAUGAUCGUAUGUGCGAAUGAAGUGUGGUUCAUAUAAUUACGUUAUCAUGUAGCUAUUAUAUUUUUCGGUCAUUUAGUCCAUUUUAAUUUAUUUUUUUCAUGCAUGCGCGAGCCUUAGUUUAUUAUUAUGUAUCUUAUAAGGAUUAUCGUUCUGCAUUUAUUCUAUUGAAAGAUGAUCUGUGGUGUCUAGUGGAUGUUUUAGGUGCACGAUCCUGUGAGAAAUCACACAGUACGCUUUUAAAGUAUCCUUUUUAUGUGGCAUUAAUAUGGACGGAUGACCGAAACACCAGUAUUUAAUCCAGUGGUUAAAGAAAGCAGGGUGUCGGUUCAUUUAGUUACUUGGGAGAUAUUCCAUUCUGCAGGCUUAAACUCAAUUAUAGACAAGUGCUUCAAGUUUCAACAAAAAACUAGUCACAUCUCAUUUGCGGUUGACAUGAAAAAGACAAUGCAUGACUUUUAUGUCUUCCAGCUCGAAAAUUAAUUUUCACUACUACUGGCGUGUGGUAGCUGAUAAAUUAAUUUUCACUGCUGUGUGUGAUAUAAGUCGCUUGAUGUGAAAUAUUUGACAAAAUUAAAAAGAUUCUACGUGUCUGACAGAUUUUUUCUUCCAAGAUACUACAUCUUAUUUUGCGUUUAUCUGUUUCUUUGUUAUUCUGAUUUGGGUUCAAACAGGGACUUUGAUGCCUUUGAUCUGAGGAUGAGGCUUCCAGCUGUUGUGGGUAAGUUGGUCAAGGCUGUAAAUCGCAACGGUGGCGUCACCUACAUUCAUUGCACUGCCGGGCUUGGAAGAGCUCCUGCUGUUGCGGUAACACAUUUACUUCAUAAAAUGUCUAAUCUCCGAUCAAACAGUUGGCUACAUGUCUGUCCAUGGUGUACGAAGUCAUGUCUUAGGAUUUCACACAUCGUGGAUCUCCUAUAGGAAAAAUUUCAAGGGAACAUUAGUUGAGCAUUCUAAUUUCUCAUAGAUAGUUGAGUAUGCUUUUCCUUUUAUGAUGUUUAUUUGGACGGUUAAUCCCCCAAAUAAUGUAGUGUAUUGAGAUAUGAAGAGUACACUGCCGAGGGUUGAUGAAAUCUAGGUUUUCUGUUAGACAACUGAAUUUCGUGGGAUUUGACCACAGCAUCACCACGUUUACCUUUCUGGGGUACAUGGCACCGCCUUGUUGUCGGGUGAAAAGGAGGAAUUGUGACUGCCUCCCGUUGAAUGCUUGGCUACCAUUUGAGGUUGCCUCUAUAACCAGAUCCGCAUCCAGAUAGGUCAAGAUAUUAACAAAAACAGUUGCUGUUGUAUGCAUAUGGUUACCUUUGAGUUCGCACCACCUCCUUUGAUUCUAAACGUCAAAUUCAUGGAAAAUAUUAAAAACGCGACCUGCUUUUUUCUGUUGCAUUUGUUCUUCUAAAUUUAUUCUUUUUAAAAUUUCCUCGUAGUUUAAUUGUCUUCUGUUUUAUGAAAUUGUAGUUGGCGUACAUGUUUUGGGUCCUUGGAUAUAAGCUCAGUGAUGCGCACGACUUACUUCUGGUAACACGCAGUGCCCUUGUCCAAUCUAAUCUUCUUCUCCUUCUAUCCGUUAGAGUUGACUUUGGAUUAGGAAAGAACGACCGGAAUGAAUUAGGAAAUGUUAAUUGCGUGGGUUCGUGGUCGAUCUGCUAUGUAUGAUGAUGUCUUUACAAAGUCAAUGUCUUACGGUGAAUCGGUGCAUCAUACGUUGUCGUCUACUCUUGUUUCAGAGUCAACGGUCUUGCUUUCCGAAGCUUGAAGCCAUAAAGAAUGCGACUGCUGAUAUGGUGAGCUCCAAUGUCCAUCAUUCCUUUUAUGCCUUUAUCAGUUCGGACUCCGUUGUCGAGAAUCCUCCAGUUUCCCAACCAAUUUUCCCAACGAGCGUUGGGUCGUUCGCGGGUAUAGGCUAUUUUAGAGCUACUACGGUUGAGCCGGGUGUGAUGUCUUCAGUGUAGCACUCUUUGUUCGGGUUUUCUUCAUAUUUUGUCAACCCAAGUUCGUCCAGUUUUCUCACCUCAUCUUCCUGACAGUUGGGUGGUGUGUCCUCAAACGUCAUUACGUUGACGUGGAAGGACGACGAGUGCUCGUCAGUGGAAGUCUCUGGACUCGACAUCGGAUGGGGACAGGUGACGACACUUCUCCUCUGGGCGACAUUCUUUGUAAUAUCGUUAUAAAAAUAGGAAACAUUUUUCGUAGCUGCUCGGGGGCUCAGCUGAAAUUCUCAUCACUCUUCUUUUUCUUUUUUUUUCUUGUAAUCAAAUUAAUCUGGACGUUGCAGGCCCCAGCCACCCAAUUCUUGUCUAUCUGUUUAGAUCUCUCGCAGAUGCUUCAACUGUCCACUGACUUUCUCUGUCCAUGCUUUUUUCUCCCCUUCCGUAGAGAAUUCCCUUGGAUUUCGAUGAGGAGCAUGGAGUCUGGACCCUGCAGAGAAAACUGCCUGUGAGUAUCCCACAGAGAACCACUGGUCCGACCGUCUCGUUCAUUCGAGAUUUAUCACGGAGCAUUUUUGCUCCUCAUGUCAUCUGAUUUCUCUCCGUCGUCGCCCUCGCAGGCCGGAAGAUACGAGUACAAGUACAUAGUCGACGGCGAGUGGACGUGCAACGAGGAGGAGCUGGUGACCUCCCCCAACGACGACGGACACGUCAACAACUACGUCCAGGUAGUUAUUGAGCGCCGCCACUGCAGCAGCUCCUUCUGAGCUUUGUAAUCCCAAGGGAACCGAACCAACCGCACGUGUCUUCGCACAGGUCUUCGCCGAUUUUGAUGUCCGCGAAGAAGAGAUCGAGGUGAGGGAGCGUCUGACCGGCCCGGACGCCGGCGUGGAUCUCACCGAGGGGGAGCGCCGUGAGAUCCUCCAGUUCCUUGAACUCUGCGCGGAGCAAGCCGAUGGAGAUCUGGCCGUUUGA